GGAUGUAUACUCUUCGUCAUCGGAGAAAGAAAAAAAGGGACAGUUCCGAGUGUAGAAAGUGCAAGUGAGACACGAGUCCAGUACUCCAGAGUCCAGACUCCACACCAGUGUUUUCCAGUGUCAGUGUCGUCAGUGACAACUGACAGGCAUGGUCGGGCUGGGUCAGGCAUCAUAAAUGUAAGUAUUUUUAUUACAGUUCAGAAGUGGGAUUGCUCCCAGCUUUGCAUACGCGUUGAAAGCCGGAUUGCCCCAGCUUUCGCGUGCAGGCUUUCGCGUUUCGGAAUCACACCUACGCGAGUCGUCAACUCGUCUGCCGGUGCACGCAUGGUUACGAUGGCCUAUAAGAGUCUUUGCGCGAAUAUUAUUAAAGAAAGUCGGAUAUUGGACAGAUGUUCAAGAGUCGCUGUAGCCAGACGCGGUUAUACGAAAACGGCGAGCACGUCUUCGGAGGAUGACGAGAGGACGACGCACUUUGGCUUCCAAACGGUUAAGGAGAGCGAGAAGGCGAAGGAAGUGUACACCGUAUUUGAAAAUGUUGCCGAUUCUUACGACUUGAUGAACGACACGAUGAGUAUGGGGAUACAUCGCAUCUGGAAAGAUAUUUUUGUACAAGAAUUAGGACCUACUCAUGGUACCCAUCUCCUGGAUUCUGCCGGCGGCACGGGCGACAUCACAUUUCGAUAUAUUAAUUUUCUGAGGAACACGCCAAAUCCGCAUAAUAUACGUAGCCACGUAACUGUGUGCGACAUAAAUCAGCAUAUGCUAGAUGUUGGGAAAAACCGAACAAGUAGAUUAGGCUUAUCGCGAGACAGUAAUUGCGAUAUUACGUGGAAGCAAGAAGAUGCGGAGAAGCUUUCCUUUCCAGACAAUUCUUUCUCGGCCUAUACCGUAGCGUUUGGAAUAAGGAAUAUGACGCAUAUUGAUAAGGUAUUGUCCGAAGCAUACAGAGUAUUGCAGCCAGGAGGUAGAUUUUUAUGUCUAGAAUUUAGCCAUAUCGAAAAUAAGCCUUUACAAUGGUUGUACGAUCAGUAUUCUUUUCAAAUAAUACCUGUAAUGGGGCAACUGAUUGCAGGACAAUGGAAAUCUUAUCAAUAUCUUGUAGAAAGUAUAAGAAAAUUUCCAAAACAGGAGGAUUUCAAAAAUAUGAUCGAAUUCGCAGGAUUUAGAAAUGUGACUUAUCAAAAUCUUACGUUUGGUAUAGUCGCUAUUCACUCAGGAUUUAAACUAUAAGUAAAUAUGUAGGUAGAAUUGAUUAAUUUUUGAAGGGUAAAAAAAUUUACAACUAUAAAUAUGACAUUCUCAAAAUUACGGCAACUGCGGUAAUUACAUCAAUACCAAAGUACAAAUAAAAUAUAUGGCAAAAAUGUAUAUA
Messenger RNA from Wasmannia auropunctata (little fire ant), 1372 nucleotides. RefSeq names its product 2-methoxy-6-polyprenyl-1,4-benzoquinol methylase, mitochondrial (gene Coq5). The coding region runs from base 325 to 1230 and encodes 301 amino acids. Gene Ontology annotation, molecular function: methyltransferase activity. Gene Ontology annotation, biological process: ubiquinone biosynthetic process. The transcript has 7 exons. The record is from RefSeq and is a predicted model, not a curated record. NCBI's taxonomy places the organism in Eukaryota, Metazoa, Arthropoda, Insecta, Hymenoptera, Formicidae.